Polypterus senegalus (gray bichir) is the source of this 2251-nucleotide messenger RNA. It is a transcript of the gene lmo3, whose product is annotated as LIM domain only 3. The record is from RefSeq and is a predicted model, not a curated record. Gene Ontology annotation, cellular component: nucleus. Gene Ontology annotation, molecular function: transcription coactivator activity; DNA-binding transcription factor binding. Bases 973 to 1410 code for a protein of 145 amino acids. Gene Ontology annotation, biological process: positive regulation of transcription by RNA polymerase II. The transcript has 4 exons. NCBI's taxonomy places the organism in Eukaryota, Metazoa, Chordata, Cladistia, Polypteriformes, Polypteridae.
UAGCGAAUGCCAAUACAACUUGAUAGUGGUCACGCACCGAUUAAAAGAUAUGCCGUUGUCGACGGAAAUAACAAUGAGUACAGUACAUACAGUAUGUCACAGAGAAGAAUGGUGUCAACCGCUUCGGGUCAUUAGGUUACUUUAGCACAGAGACGUGGCAUGGUAACUGCAAAGAAACUCUCGUGACCGAGUGUAAAAGGGAACAUGCUGAUGGGAUUAGGCUAUUAAAAGCAUCGUUUCAAAAAAUAUCAGUGUGUUGGUUCCGUUAUCCGCUAGGUACUUAAGGAAAGUAUUGUUUUCGAGUGUAGUUUUAAGUUCAUUUUGUUAUUCCAUUGUUACCAUUCCAAAUUAUCCUCUCUUAACAAAGCGAGAAGAAUACAUGCGUGUAUAAAUGGCACAAUAUCUAGUCCACAGUAAUAAAUACUAAUUUUUGAAACAUUUCUGUAAAGUCACCAGCAUGCAACACGGUUCAGAUUUGUACCUUUUGACACUUUUUCCAGGGAGUUGGUCUGACAUUAUACACGUGGGUGUAAUUUUACGCCUAUCACUGCAAACAUUCGCACAAAUAGUAAUACAAAUAUUGUGUGAAACGAGACUGGAAAAGCUAACAGUAAUAUAAACAAACACUUCAGUAGUUAAACAAAGAACUUGACACUGUUGUGAUGUGUUUGACGUGCAGUGGUGUAAUCGUAUAUAUUUUUGGAAGGCAAAACGUGUUGUACAAUUUGCUCGAUUAAAGAACACGUUAGCGGACCGUUGUUUAACUUAACAGAACGUUUCCAGACACUCUUGACUCCGAGAGCCAAGCUUGUGGCAACCUGCUAUCAGUCUAUUAAGUUUAUUGUAAAAUUAAAAUGCGUUUUAGGACCUGCUUGGUAGUAAAAAGGCAGUACAAACAGAAAGUCGCUUGCAUCGGCAAAGAGAACAUGUGAAGGGAUUAUAAGCUUAAGGCGCGGUUCGAAGGGUAUACAAAUGCUCUCAGUCCAGCCAGACACCAAGCCGAAAGGUUGUGCUGGCUGCAACCGCAAGAUCAAAGACCGUUAUCUCCUUAAGGCCCUUGACAAGUACUGGCAUGAGGACUGUUUAAAGUGUGCCUGCUGUGAUUGCCGUCUGGGCGAAGUGGGCUCGACUCUCUAUACCAAAGCUAACCUUAUCCUUUGUCGUCGGGAUUACCUAAGGUUAUUUGGUGUCACAGGAAAUUGUGCAGCCUGCAGUAAGCUCAUUCCUGCCUUUGAGAUGGUGAUGCGAGCCAAGGACAAUGUUUACCACCUGGACUGUUUUGCCUGCCAGCUUUGUAACCAGAGGUUUUGCGUGGGGGACAAAUUUUUCCUGAAGAACAACAUGAUCCUGUGUCAGACAGACUAUGAAGAGGGUUUAAUGAAAGAAGGCUAUGCACCUCAAGUUCGCUGAAUCUGACUCAGGAAAAAGCAAAGAAAGGGACUGCAUUUGAAAAUGAAAGCACUAACUAUUUUUAGCAUUUACCCCACAUGUACAUAAAAAAGACAGAGAUGUGCUGUAUAGAUUAGCUAUAGUGAAUGAUAUAAGGUGGAAUUAUAUGGGAAUGUAACUGGCAAAAUCGUUUUGCUUUUCAGAGAUGGUUCUGCCCUUCAUCUAUCCCAUCCCUCUCAGCAGCACAGGCCUUAUUGUAUGAUGCACUGAAUGCUGUGGUGGACUCAGAUAGAGCCCUUGUUGUGUUGCUUGUAUGUAUGCAGGGUUACAAAACUACUGAAACGAGAAUCCUGCACUAGUUAAAGCUAGUGUCAGUAAUUCAUUUGAACCACAUGAAGAAGAUGGUGAAGCCUGCCCCAACAAUCUCAGGUGUAAUUAGGAUCUAAAGAGGUCUAAUUAUCCCAGUCCAUUUACUAUUGAUUGUUAUUGAAUAAGAUCAGUCUUUAACUCAGUUCAGUCUAAAUCCACAGUACCGUAAGAAAAGGGGCGAUCUUAGACGGGAGUGUGUUGAAGUGCGCUGUGUAUGUACAUACAAAACGUUUUUUUUGCUUGCUAUUGUGAAAAAUUUGUUUUUAUGUGUUAUUUGGCAUGAGAUGUUUAUUUUCAGACUACUCUUGUACAUAAUGUACUGUAAUAAUUGAAGCACAAAUGUAAUACAGUUUUAUUGUGUUACCAUUUGUGUUUUUGUGCUUCUUUGUACUGUUUAAAUUUAGUGAAACUAGUGUCCAAUUUGUUGUAUUAUUUCUGUUCUGGCAAAUUUUAAUGGAGAUGUAACUUUAUAGUAAAAAAAAGUUAAAUAGUA